Messenger RNA from Pararge aegeria (speckled wood butterfly), 2215 nucleotides. RefSeq names its product putative tRNA pseudouridine synthase Pus10 (gene Pus10). The record is from RefSeq and is a predicted model, not a curated record. Gene Ontology annotation, biological process: tRNA pseudouridine synthesis. Bases 54 to 2192 code for a protein of 712 amino acids. Gene Ontology annotation, molecular function: RNA binding; pseudouridine synthase activity. NCBI's taxonomy places the organism in Eukaryota, Metazoa, Arthropoda, Insecta, Lepidoptera, Nymphalidae. The transcript has 12 exons.
AUUUCAACUUCAGAGUUUGGACACGCGUUUUCUGUUUACAUUCUAAAACCAAAAUGAAUCCAAAAGCUGUUUAUAAAUAUUGUAAACAUUUAGGUUGUUGUGAGGCUUGCUGUCUUCGAUACAUGGGAAUAAAAAAUCCCAAUGCCUAUGAGAACGUCGCUAAUUUUGUGCUUAAAUAUCAAGAUGAAGUUGACAAACCAAUGAGGGUUAUUGAACAAAGUCAAAAUAUAGCUUCAAAGAUCACAGAUACAAAAGAAAAUUUAUUUGAUGUAAGCAUAAGAGAAGACCUAAAUAAUUCCAAUGGAAAUUCUUUAGACAUAAAUGGUGCUGAUAGGAAAAUCAGCAAUGGUGAUAGUGAUACUAAUCCACCACCUAGUAAAAGAAGGAAGUUAGACAUCUGUGUAAGUUGUCUCGGGGUACUUCAAGAGGAUAACUGGAUGGAGGGUUAUGUUUUGGUAAAAGAUAUACUAUUCAAAAAGAGGUAUGAAUGUGCUACUUUUGCGUGUGCACUGUCUGCGCCAAUCACAACAUUGCUACGUGAAAGAGCAAUUACACUCCGCCUCGCUGAUGAGUUUCCAGGAUAUGAUGAUAAAAUUCUAACGGCUCUGAAAGAAGCAUGGAAAUGGUCAUUUGGAGUGAAGCUGGCCACAGAAAUCAACAAGACUCUAGACUCAGGUGCUAUCUCACCACUGUUGAUCACACUCAACUAUGACUACGCUGAUGAUUUGCAGGAAUUAGAGAUUCUAAAACAAGUGUCACCGCAACUCUUUGAAGAGAGAAGCAAGCAAAAGAGACGAUUUGUCACAGAAUUCACACGUAGAUCUGUCGAACAGGCGUUGCAGAACGCGAGCUUGCAGUCGCUACGCGCGGCGGGCGGCGGGCUCGCGUGCGCGGGCGCGCGCGCCAUGUGCGUCGGCGCCGUGUGCACGCACGCGCCCAACUACCUGGCCGGCAGGUACAUAAAAUUAAGUCGCCACCUGCCGCAGUCGCCGUGGAUACUGGAAGGGAAACGAGUUUUACCGUCCUCUGUCCAAGAGAUCAUAUACAAACCCUUAGCGGAUUUGUACAACCUGGCCGCCGAGCAAGCGGACGGCCGAUUGAAGCUCAUCGCGGCCGGCCGCGAGGACGUGGACGUGCGCUGCCUGGGAGAGGGCAGGCCGUUCGCCAUCGAGAUAACGGAUCCUACAAGACAGUUGACGCCGGAGGAGCUCGCAAGUGCGUGCGAACAUAUAUCCAAGAGCGGAGAGGUCAUAGUGAAACAAAUUGUACCUAUAACCAGGGAAGAUCUAAUUCAGUUGAAGAAAGGCGAGGAGACGAAAAGCAAAACGUAUGAAGCGAUUUGUAUAAAACUGUCUCACUCCAAAUAUGAUGACGUAUCUCCAGACAGUCCUAUAAAAGUUACUCCAGAAGACUUAGCACGGAUCAAUUCCUUCAGAAAUACUGCUCGUAAUACAAAAGAUACCGAAAAUAAUAUAGAAAAUUCAAAAUCAAUAUGCAAUAUAUCUGGAGGUAUAAAGGAUACUACAGAUAAUCUUGACAAUUGUGAAUCUAUGCACCAAGAUGACAAAGACACAAGUGGAGUUCCUUUGAGAAGUCCAGAUAAUUUUGGAACUGUCAAGGAACCUAAUAGUCAAGAUGUUAAGGAUGCUACAGAUAUUUUGGACAAUUCUACUCCUUUGAAAGUCAAAUUGGCUGAUAAUCCAGACAAUCCUAAUGAUGACAAAAACAAUGAAAUAGAUUUAUCUGUGAAUGUUCUAGAAAUUAAAAAUCGUGAAACGGACGCUGAAAGUGAUAUUGUUGACACACUAAAAAGUGACCAGAAUGUUCUGGACUCUCCAGAUAGUUCAAGAGAUUUUCUGGACACAUCUGUAGAGGUCCGAGAGUCAGAAAAUCGGAAUAACUGUGAAGAUAUCAGAAUUAUGAUACAGCAGAAAACCCCCAUAAGAGUGCUCCACAGGCGGCCCUUACUUACGAGGACCAGACAUAUACUCGAAUUAAAAGCUGUAGAAGUUCCUGAUCACCCGCAACUGUUCCGCAUGUUCGUGCGCACGUCCGCCGGCACCUACGUCAAGGAGUGGGCGCACGGGGAGCUGGGCCGCUCGCGCCCCUCGCUGGGCGACGUGCUGGGCGCGAAGGUGGACAUGCUCGCGCUCGACGUCACAGCCGUGCAUUUACAAUGGCCACCUCAAUAAUACAUACUUUACUACUACAUUUA